Gallus gallus (chicken) is the source of this 1750-nucleotide messenger RNA. It is a transcript of the gene PELO, whose product is annotated as pelota homolog (Drosophila). The coding region runs from base 235 to 1392 and encodes 385 amino acids. NCBI's taxonomy places the organism in Eukaryota, Metazoa, Chordata, Aves, Galliformes, Phasianidae. The transcript is spliced from 2 exons. Gene Ontology annotation, biological process: ribosome disassembly; RNA surveillance; nuclear-transcribed mRNA catabolic process, non-stop decay. The record is from RefSeq and is marked provisional. Gene Ontology annotation, cellular component: cytoplasm.
GAGGCGAGGUGGUGCCUGAGGGGCCUGGAGGAGCCGGGUUGCCGCCGCUGCUGGGGGGGAGCCCAGGUUUCGCCGCGGGGCCGCGUCCCGUCAGCGGUUGGGGAUAAGCCCCUGGCUGACCGGCUAGUUGCGAGUACGUCCCUCUUGGCCCCGCCGCUAGGCCUCCCGGGGCGGGCAGACCAGCUGGGCCGCUGCCGCCGCGGCUGAAGAGAAGGCGGGGACGGCGCCGGCAGGAUGAAGCUGGUGAGGAAGGACCUGGAGAAGGAUAAUGCGGGCCAGGUGACGCUGAUCCCCGAGGAGCCCGAGGACAUGUGGCACACCUACAAUCUGCUGCAGGUGGGUGACAGCCUGCGGGCCUCCACCAUCCGCAAAGUGCAGACGGAGUCGUCCACGGGCAGCGUGGGCAGCAACCGCAUCCGCACCACCCUCACCCUCUGCGUGGAGGCCAUCGACUUCGACUCGCAGGCCUGCCAGCUGCGGGUCAAAGGCACCAACAUCCAGGAGAAUGAGUACGUCAAGAUGGGGGCCUACCACACCAUUGAGCUGGAGCCUAACCGGCAGUUCACGCUGGCAAAGAAACAGUGGGACAGCGUGGUGCUGGAGCGCAUCGAGCAAGCCUGUGACCCGGCGUGGAAUGCUGAUGUGGCAGCCGUGGUCAUGCAGGAGGGAUUGGCUCACGUCUGCCUGGUUACCCCCAGCAUGACCCUCACUCGUGCCAAGGUGGAAGUGAACAUCCCCCGCAAACGGAAAGGGAACUGCAGCCAACACGACCGGGCCCUAGAGAGGUUUUACGAACAGGUGGUGCAGGCCAUCCAGCGGCACAUCAACUUUGAAGUAGUAAAGUGUGUACUGGUGGCCAGCCCAGGCUUCGUUCGAGAGCAGUUCUGUGAUUACAUGUUCCAACAAGCAGUCAAGACCGACAACAAACUUUUACUGGAGAACAGAUCCAAGUUUUUACAGGUGCAUUCAUCAUCAGGACAUAAGUACGCACUGAAGGAGGCACUUUGUGACCCAGCUGUAACUAGCCGUCUCUCUGACACUAAGGCCGCUGGUGAGGUCAAAGCCUUAGAUGACUUCUAUAAAAUGUUGCAGCAUGAGCCUGACCGGGCUUUUUAUGGCCUAAAACACGUAGAAAAGGCCAAUGAAGCCAUGGCCAUUGAUACUUUAUUGAUCAGUGAUGAGCUCUUCCGGCACCAGGAUGUGGCUACACGUGCCCGGUAUGUUAAAUUGGUAGAUAGUGUACGAGAGAACAUGGGCACAGUGCGCAUUUUCUCCAGCCUUCAUGUAUCUGGGGAGCAGCUUGGCCAGCUGACAGGGGUGGCAGCCAUCCUGCGCUUCCCAGUUGCUGAGCUCUCUGACCAGGAGGAUGAAUCUAGCUCUGAAGAGGAUUGACAACCGUGGCUUCAUUUUACAGUAUCCCUUCCAAUUGACAUCAAAAUGACAUUACAAGUCUAUCCUUUCUGAAUACUGUGUGCAGAUGUACCAUGACAUGUAAUUUAAGUUUUUGAUAGUAUUUCUUAUACGAUGUGUUUCUUCUCACCACAUGAAUGGAUGUCUAUUCUAUGGUAAAGAUGAUUGGAAUGCUGAGAUUUAGAGCUGACUGGUUUUGCAAGUUACACCCUGGACCUCCAGCAGUACCAGAAACAGAUCUCAAUCCCCAAAUCUGCCUAUUCUUUAUGUUAAGGCAGACUGUCAGCUUAAUGUUUUGGAAUGUGUACGAAAAGAUAAUAAACUAAGAAGCAGAAAACUA